GGCGGCCCCGCGGGGGUGGUGGCGUGUCCGUGGCGCGGCCCCGCGUGUCCCGCCCGCGCUGCCGCAGCUCCUCCCGCAGCCGAAGGGGGUCCGGCCGGGACCCCGCGGGCGACGGCGGGGCUGCUCCUCUUCCUCGGCUGCUCCGCUCUUCUACUCCCGGCUCCUCCGCUCGGGGCUCCUCCGCUCCCGGCUCCUCUCCUCCUACCCACCGGCUGCUCGGUCCCGCCGCGGACCCCGCGCUCCGCUCUCCCCAGGAUGCACCAGGACAUCGCCGAGUUCUGCUGGGAUUGACCCUCAGUAGCACUGUCCCAGGGCUGAGUGGAACCAGAGGAGUGGGGAGCACUGAGCCUGGGCUGAGCACACCAUGGGGGCAAACACCUCCACCAAGUCACCACCCUUCAGUGGGAACGAGGAUGUUACCUUCGACCAUUUUGAGAUUUUGCGAGCUAUUGGGAAGGGCAGCUUUGGAAAAGUCUGCGUGGUGCAAAAGACCGACACCAAGAAGAUGUAUGCCAUGAAAUACAUGAACAAACAGAAGUGUGUGGAGCGUAAUGAAGUCAGAAAUGUUUUCAAGGAGCUGCAGAUUAUGCAGGGCCUGGAACACCCCUUCUUGGUUAAUUUAUGGUACUCCUUCCAGGAUGAAGAGGAUAUGUUCAUGGUCGUUGACCUGCUGCUUGGAGGGGACCUGCGUUACCACCUCCAACAAAACGUGCGGUUCCAGGAGGGCACAGUGAAACUCUUCAUCUGCGAGCUGGUGCUGGCCCUCGACUACCUGCAGAGCAGGCACAUCAUCCACAGAGACAUCAAGCCCGACAACAUUUUACUGGAUGAGCAUGGACACGUGCACAUCACUGAUUUCAACAUCGCCACGAUGCUGACGAAGGAGAUCCACGUCACCACCAUCGCUGGCACAAAGCCCUACAUGGCACCUGAAAUGUUUAACUCCACAAAACCCACUGGCUACUCCUUUGCUGUGGACUGGUGGUCACUGGGAGUCACUGCCUAUGAGCUGCUCAGGACCCGGAGGCCGUAUCACAUUCGCUCCAACACUUCCACGAACGAAAUCGCCCACGUGUUCAGGACAGCCAAGGUGAUGUACCCCGCCGCCUGGUCCCCGGACAUGGUGUCGCUGAUCAAGAAGUUGCUCGAGCUGAAUCCCGAGAAACGUUUCUCUCAGCUGAAGGACAUCCAGGCCUUCCCGUAUCUGUCUGAUGUGAACUGGGAUGCUGUUCUCCAGAAAAGGAUAAUGCCAGAAUUCAUUCCCACGAAAGGCAGACUAAACUGUGACCCAACCUUUGAACUGGAAGAAAUGAUUCUGGAAUCCAAACCUCUUCACAAAAAAAAAAAGCGCUUGGCUAAGAAGGAGAAAGGCACCAGCAAAAGCAAUUCCUCCCAGGCCAGCCACAUCCAGAAGCACCUGGAGAUGCUCCAGAGGGACUUCAUUGUUUUUAACAGAGAAAAGGUGAGACACCACCACGACAGCAUCCAGGAGACCACACCACUGACAAAAAGCGGAGGCACAUACAGGGAGGACAACCAGAACAACAACCUCUGAGAGCAGCACAGCCCCUGCAGGAGACCUCCCCGUGGGACUGGGGCUUGCCCACCCACACAUCGUCACCAUGUCGGACCAUGGACUCGUCCUCUGCUGCCAGGACCCUGCCAGUAGCCCAGGGCAUCAGGGGGAGUUGGGGCACCCACCCCCUCAGCCUGCCACCUCACAGCCAGAGGGUCCUGGGUGUGGGAGGAGAGGCUGUGGGUGCUGCCUUGCAAUUGUCCACAGUCAGUUAGACUCAGAUCCUAUUAUGCUGCCUUUCCUGAUGGCAGGAACGUGACCAUGUGAUGAUGGAUGAGACAGUAUCCACCCUUCCAGCUUGGCUGGCCGGUGCCACAGCCCUUGGUGCGCUCUGUGCUCAGAGAUGCCACCACCAUGUCAGCUGCAGUGCUGGGGCCACAACAGCACAGCGGGUGAGGGCUCUGCAGAGGUUGGGACUCCAGCAUGGAUGGGCUGCUCCAGGGGGAAGAGGCGACUCCCGGGUGCAGGGUCUCCACCAGUGCAUAGUGACAAAAGUGACUUUUCCUUACAGACAGCUCCUGUGAGCACCCCAUGAGGGUGGGCAUGGGGGGCUGGAAGUGGCAACGAGCUCCUUCCUUAUCUGGGAGGAGGCAGCAAAGGUUUCCUGUCCCUUUCCCUCUCCACAUACUCAGCAGGGCUGGCAUGGCCUGAGUGUGCAGACAGAUGUGACACCAAGAGGUAACAACCAGGCACUGACAAAUCCAGAUGCUUUUCCAGCAUGAAAAAUGCCUGAAAAAUCCAUUCACCAUCAUGUUAAACUGCUGCCACCAGAGGGAAACUUUAAUGUGUAUUUUUAAUCUCUCUACCAUUGAAAUCACACUCGAUUUAAGCAGGGACUGUUUGCAGGAAUGGCCACACUGCUGGUGUGGUCUUGGCCAAGACUGAGAUUGACCAAGGUGUUUUUACUGCAGUAAUGCUGGGAAUGAUGCUAUUAUUUAAAUGCUUUGGCAGGCCUGAUGUUUCCCCUCCUUCUUUGACAUUUUUCCCAUUCCCAGCAAUAUAGUGAAUGUGUGAUGAACUCUUUGCCUCCUAUUUACCCAAAGGGACACAUCCUGUCUGGAUGGACUUAGUUCAGCAGUAAGUAGGUAGUGAAGCCCUCAAAGUAGGGUCAUUGCCAGGGGAAAGUCACCGUGUCCUGCUCAGUCACAGCACACUCUGACUCGUGUUGCUGUAUUCUUGCCCUCCUCUUCCCCAACCAUCCUGUCUUUUAAUCAGUAGGAUUUCUGAGCGGGAUAGGGGCUCUGUGUCUCUCUGCCUUUUGACUUGCCAUUCCCAGGGAGGCUAUCCAGAGCAUCUCCAGUGUUUUCCAUUGGUCCUCUGCUCUCGGCACAGUCCUACAGGGGGUCUGGCACAAGGCCUGGUCAGGAGGGAGUCUCUCAACAGCUGUCCCUGUACCCUGCACAGCACAUCACUAUUGUUGCCUUGCUCUGCUGCAGGUAGGGGUCCACACACCAUAAGUGUGUUUAUCUGGAGUCCCAGACAAGGAAACCAGCCCUGCUCCUCCUGGGGAAAAAAUCUGCUGCUACAGAAAUACCUCUGUACUGGCUGGUCAAAAAACCCAAACCAACUUAAGUACUUAAAUGGUAAGAACAUUGCAUCUUUAGAAAUUCCCCAAAGAUUUCUACAACCAUCUCUCCCUUCCCCUCUUCUACUGUAAACAGAGGCACAGUCUCAGCUUAAUCACUACCAGGCAACAGGGAAAAUUCUUUAAUUACUUGAUAGCAGCACUUCACAAAGCUUGUAAGCAUGAAAAGCCUUCCCUGCCCCUGGCACAACUAUUCCGGCCUGGCCCCUUAAGGACUGCUGCAUGGACAGCUUGUUCUGCCUGACUUGCAGGCAUGUAAAAAUAAGUAUUUCAAGGUCAAAUACUAAAGAAGGAAAAAAAAAAAGUGUAUUUGUUUAGCACA
Molecule: messenger RNA, 3483 nt
Organism: Pseudopipra pipra
Lineage: Eukaryota; Metazoa; Chordata; Aves; Passeriformes; Pipridae
Gene: STK32A
Product: serine/threonine kinase 32A
Exons: 13
Coding region: 365-1555 (396 amino acids)
Biological process (GO): protein phosphorylation
Molecular function (GO): protein kinase activity; ATP binding
Source: RefSeq, a predicted model, not a curated record